AACAUCAAAUUGACGGUUGGAUCCUGAUUUACGAUUAUACCCACUUUUAACGGAUUGCUUUUUGUUUGAUUUUUAAUUAUUUUCCGCUUAAUUGCAACUACAAUUCCGAGUAAUUUUUAAUUAUCAAACGAAACAAAAACCUGAGUUAGUCCAGCUUUUCGUACUUUAUUUUCGUGGUAACGUGACGCGCAGAGUGGGGACGGGACGAUACUACAUAUUUACUUGCAUAUCCUGUGGGAAAGGGAUUUCGCAAUUUUUUUUACCUUGUUCCCACAACACAAGAUAGAAAACAUCUCAUGGAAUCGACAACAAGAAGAAAUGUGUCAUCUCGAAUAGUUAGUGUCCUUGUCUGUGGGGCACUCAUAGUUCUUUUUCAAGCUGCUGUUCCCUGUGUUGAAGCUGCAGAAUCAACUCCGGGAUGUGGGAAAAUUGACAAAGCUUUACUCGGUCGAGAUCCACGCGUUGCUGCUCCAUGGACAGCUACGCUUUUGUACCAAUCCAAUUUCAAAUGUGGUGAAUUUCGCCAAAGCGGAUCUGGCCAUGGGGUCAUUGUUGGUCCAACCACGGUUUUAAUGAGUGGUCACUUUUUGUGGGGGUCAGACACCAGCAAUGCCGAGACGUCCAGACUUCUUCCGUUCAACUCUAGUAACUUUAUUGUCGCAUUGGGGCUAAAAUCAAGACAACCUUUUUCCGCCGAUCAGUAUACGCAGUUUUUGAAGAUUUCUUACAUCCGCGUGCAUUCAGGAUCGUAUGAGCGAUACUCAAAUAAUGACAUGGUCAUUCUACACUUGACAAAUCCAAUCCGAUAUUCGUCCUAUGUUCGACCAAUUUGCUUGGAUAAUUCUCCAGAAGUUGUAAUCACUAACGUCAACUCUACGGAAAAACUUGGAGAUUUGACAAUCAGUGGGUUCAACAGAGGAGUACCGGACGCAGAACCAUUUGGAUUCCUUGACUCGGCCAUUUGUAAGCAAAAGUUGACCACGGAAUAUCAAGAAGCUUCUCAAGGCAGAGAGAUUUCAAAGUCAGGAAUUCCUUGCGGAUUCUCUUCCAAGCUUCGAGAAGAUGUCCAAAGUUGGAAUGGAUAUGGAAAUGGGUUAAUUCAGUCGAGAUUUCUGGAUCCCGGUCCAGGAAAGUCGAGGAAGGAUACAGUCAUUACGAAUCUCUGCUAUCAAAAAGGGUCUAGCAUCAUAACCUUUUACAAUGAUCGGUGGUACAUGAUUGGAAUGACUGGAGAAUCGUUGGGGAUUACGUGCAAAAAUAAUAAUUUAUACUUUAUCUCAUUCGUCACGUAUAAAGAAAAUAUAGAUUGGAUUCUACAAAAUAUUCGGUUCAGCACAAAUUCCUUCGUCUGUGACAACGGACAAACGAUUGAUCUCGCCAAAAUGUGUAAUGAUUUUCAAGAUUGCACCGACGACUCUGAUGAAAAUCCGAAAUUCUGUUCAGCAAUUAAAUGCGGAACAAUAUUCUCAUCCUUUUGUACCAAGUGUGAGACGAAAAAUUCGUUCCAAAUUCUAGGGAAAACUUAUUCCUAUUCGAAUGCGACAAGUUCUGAUGAAGUGAAAUGUUCUGCUUUAAAACAACCAGAGGGUUCUUUACUGCAUUGUGAAAAUCCUAUAAUCAGGAAACGAAUUACAUGUGAAUACGGAUCUGACCCCGGAACGAAAGCAGUGUUCCAGUGCAAAACUGGAAAGCCCAGCGAACCCUCUUCUUACUGCGUGAUAACGUGCAAAGAUGACGGGAAUUGGACCGACGAAUUAAAGACUUAUACAUGCAAAAGUAACUCUUCCCUUGGAAUUUCUGGUAAAUUCAGUCAUUUAACAAGAUCAUCUCCCGAUAUCGUCUUUUCUCAUGGCAGUAAUGCAAAUUGGAUCAACAAGAUUUUGCUCAAUCGUCCCGAAAAUAGUAACAGUAAUCCAGAUGAUGAUCCCAGUCUGGAUAAUUGGACUCCUCCUCAGCUCUCACCAAACAUUGGAGACAAAACUGGGGGAGGAGGAGGAAGUCGAAAUUGCAGAGGUUUUAAAAGGAAGCCUGGUCUCAAAAUAUCAUGCCGUGCUCCUGGUUCAUCUGUUUCCUCGUGCUUAGAAAGCGUUUCUCCUGGAACAAAAGCCGAAUUUAGUUGCGAGCAAUACUACCGUCCAAUUUUUUCUGCAGCGUCAGUUAUCAAAACUUGUCAACCGAAUGGACAAUGGAGUUUGGAAAAUAGAGCGUUCGAAUGCAGAUUGGAUUGUGGAGUUCCGAAACGAGAUCUUGUCGGCCAUAUUGUAAAUGGACAUGUCACUUCUGGAACAAAAUGGCCUUGGCAUGCCAUCAUGUACCGCAAAACGAAGGAUGGUCAACUUGCCUAUAUUUGUGGGGCAACACUAAUUUCGAAACGGCUACUCCUUACGGCGGCACAUUGUGUGACGGAUCGACGUGGAAAGGCAUUACCAAACUCAGAUUUUGCCGUCAUAUUGGGAGCAACUAGCAAUAAUCUGGAAGAAAAUUCAGGAGACCCUAAUUCUCAAAUUGUUUCGUUGGACAAUAUCACAGUAAACCCAGCAUUUAACCUCAAUACAUUCGAAUCAGAUAUUGCUUUGAUAAGGCUGGCAAAACCUGCACACAUUUCUGAUUUUGUUCGACCUGCUUGUUUUCCCUCUACGAUUACACUACACAAUGAAUUACUCCACCUCAGUCCUGGAAGUGAAGGACAUAUUAUUGGAUUUGGGUAUGAUGAAAGUGGCAGUCCGUCUAACAAGAUGAGAGAAGCGUUGCUUCCCGUUGUCUCAUAUUCCCAAUGCUAUGACGUGGUCAAGGUUCUUGCAACCUCUUCACAAUUUUGUGCUGGGUUCACGAACGGGACUGCUGCCUGUAAUGGAGACAGUGGUGGAGGCAUGUUCUUCGAAGAUGACACGUACCCACGACGAAUGUACUUACAGGGAAUCGUCAGUCACGGAAAUAAGGACGACUCGACAGGAUUAUGCGAUAAGAAUCAAUACUCGAUAUUUACAAAAGUAGCUACAUUCAAGAACUGGAUAAAUGAAAUUGGACUGAAUCUUGACGAGGACUUUUAGAAUGUAUACCAAUUUCAGUAAAUGUUUCUAAUUUAUGAAUGCUUAUUUACGAAUAAUAAUACUCACUUUCUACAAAAUUGAAAA
Messenger RNA from Folsomia candida, 3134 nucleotides. RefSeq lists its product as uncharacterized. The record is from RefSeq and is a predicted model, not a curated record. Gene Ontology annotation, molecular function: protein binding; serine-type endopeptidase activity; G protein-coupled receptor activity. The transcript is spliced from 17 exons. The coding region runs from base 297 to 3050 and encodes 917 amino acids. NCBI's taxonomy places the organism in Eukaryota, Metazoa, Arthropoda, Collembola, Entomobryomorpha, Isotomidae. Gene Ontology annotation, biological process: proteolysis. Gene Ontology annotation, cellular component: membrane.